Neltuma alba is the source of this 1132-nucleotide messenger RNA. RefSeq lists its product as uncharacterized. The record is from RefSeq and is a predicted model, not a curated record. Gene Ontology annotation, molecular function: zinc ion binding; cullin family protein binding; ubiquitin protein ligase activity. Lineage: Eukaryota; Viridiplantae; Streptophyta; Magnoliopsida; Fabales; Fabaceae. The transcript is spliced from 6 exons. Bases 1 to 792 code for a protein of 263 amino acids. Gene Ontology annotation, biological process: anaphase-promoting complex-dependent catabolic process. Gene Ontology annotation, cellular component: anaphase-promoting complex.
AUGGAGGGGAAGUACAGUGUAGUGUGGGUAAUUUCAGCCAUUCUUCAUUCUCUGAGAAUCUUAACUACACCCGCAGAAGAGUGGGUUUACAUAGAAGAGAUAGUUGCUAGGGUCGAGGCCCAAGACGGCGUCACCGAUGAACUCCAAGCGUUCAUAGUUGAGAUUCUCAGAGAAGGAAGAAUGACUUUCUUCCAAAAGUGUCUUACUCCUGAAACUAUAACCGAUGACAAAACAAGAAGUAGAACGCACCGUUUGGGGCUGAUGGUUUUGAAUCCUAAACACGAGUUACACGUGCUUCGGGAGGGGACGCAGCGUUUGAUGGAGACCAAAGAAGGAAAUCCGAAAUCAUCGAAGAGAGAAGGCGCGACUGGCUUGUUCAUCUUCUUCUUCAAGUACGACGGCCUUGGGUGGAGGAGAAGCAGUGCUGGCGUGAAGAUAGAAACCCGUCGAACUGAACCAGAGGAGCUUGAGGAAGAGAGAUUUGCAUCAGUGUUUUGUUCGCUUUCCUUUUCUCUUUAUCCAAUUGCGGGGAAAGAAGAUGAAAGUCAAGGUCUUGCAUGGCAUGCUGUUGCGUCAUGGACUUGGGACGCUCAGGAUGAAACAUGUGGGAUUUGUAGGAUGGCCUUUGAUGGCUGUUGCCCAGACUGUAAACAUCCUGGGGAUGACUGCCCUUUGAUUUGGGGAGCAUGCAAUCAUGCUUUUCAUUUGCACUGUAUACUGAAAUGGGUGAAUUCUCAGACUUCGCAAGCUCAUUGCCCUAUGUGCCGUCGGGAAUGGCAGUUUAAAGGAUGAGAUAAUGCUUCAUGCUCUUUGAAGUUUGAUCUCUGUCUCUCACACCAGCCCAUAGCUUUAUAUGCCCACAACAUUUAAAAAAAAAAAAGGCAGUAGCACCCAUUAUUAGAGAAAAAUAUCGUUGGCAAAAAGUAUAUAUAGAGAGAGGGAGAGGACAAUGUUGAAUGAAUGAGAUCAAGUGGAACUUCUGAUAGUUUAAGGAUUUUUUUUUUGGGGUAAAAAGUAGUUUUAGGAUUCUAAUUCUAAAUUGAGUAAUAUUUGUUGUUUGUGAUAACAUAUUCAGACCAAUUAGUAUUCUACAAAGGCUGGUUUCAAUCGAAUGAAGUGCUUUGUGUAUUUA